UGGGCGCUCUAAAAGGCUCGAAUGUCUCUUCCAAUCGUCGACAAUGGCAGAAAGUUUUCAACGCUCUCACACACUUGUUACGAAGACAACAAAUACAGAUUGAGUCUCUCGCAAAAGAGAGACAAUUUCUCGAAGAUCGGAUUAAAUUGCAGUACGGUCGGUGGGUCUUUGAUGUCAAUCAAUUGCAAGACCAAAUCUAUCUGAUGAAUAGGGAUUUUACAGGCGAAGAGAUGAAAUGUAAUUUUGAGGCAGCGAAGUGGGAUCUGAUUGUGGGUCAGAAGCAGAGAGAAGCUUUUAUCUACAAAACUAAGUUGGAUAAUGCAGCCAGUGAAUUGGCAGAUUUUAGAGUAUGGUUUGGCCACCUCUCUCAUAACUGCUGUGAGACAAAAAAUGAUUCCGAGAUGUUGGCUCUAUUGUCAGAGAGGAACUUUGUUUGGAACCAGUAUAAAAAGAGGGAGAGUGACCUUACCAGUCGGUUGAAGAUUAAAAGUACUGAAGUUGAACAUGCAAAUGAGAAAAUACAGGAACUUCUCACUACUAUGGAGCAAUUAAAGUCAUCAAAUGUUGAGAAGGAUAUUGCGAUACUAAAAUUGAAAACUGACAUGGCUGAGCUUGAAGCAGCCUCAACAAAAAAGAGUGACGAAAUUUCUAGACUUUCCAACAAACUGGAAUUGUUAAGAAAGGCUGGAAGCAAUUCUGAUGGAACAGAGGGGGACAAGAACAGAGGCACUUAUUCAAGGAAUACCAUUCUGAAAAAAGAAUCACAUCCUUCACAAGUACUUCAAAAGGGAUGCAGGAGUUCAAAGAGAAAAUCAGUUGACACCAUUCUCAUUUCGGAGACUCCAAAAUUGUUCAAGUCCACGUUCAAGGUUCCAAAAUUGAAAAACUCGUCUCCUUGUGUGAUUUGACAUCUCUAUCCAUUGUUUUCUACCUACUAUUUAAUUGGGCAGCUAUAGAUGUGUAUAUUUAGUUGAGUUUCAAGACCGGUUGAUUCUAUUCUUCUUCAUUUUGUGUUAUUUAUGUUGUUGAUUAAGAUUAGGAAUCAAUCUUUUUUAAUGUACCCUAUGUUGGUCAGUAAAGGCUGUUUGUUAUUUUGGAUCUGCUUA
Molecule: messenger RNA, 1106 nt
Organism: Camellia sinensis
Lineage: Eukaryota; Viridiplantae; Streptophyta; Magnoliopsida; Ericales; Theaceae
Source: RefSeq, a predicted model, not a curated record